GUACUCUGUAGCAGCUUAACAUAAGUUUCCUCUACCAAAGGCUGUUUAUACCUACGAAUAACCGGUAAUUUUGAUAAUUUCUGUUCUAGAGCAAGAAUCCUUUACAGAUCUCUUAUUAAUCCUUCCAACUGUCACAUUUCUUUUUUUUAUUGACUCUUAUUUUCUGUUAGCUCAAAGAAGUAUCUGUGACACAGGGGUUUAGAUAUUCCAAAGUGUGCAUUAGACAAUUUUGUCUUUGGUAGAAGUUGUCUGUCUGUGUUUGAAGAUGUGGUAGCUGUUAGCAAGUGAUUGGAUAACUGGUGACAAUGUGUUGCUGGUUAACAGUAUAAUUCAGCUAUUGUAGACAUAAAACAAAUUGUACUCAAAAAUAGAUACAGUGAUUGCUGACACUUAACAACCUUACAAUGUUAAAUUUGGUUUUGCUAUGUUAUCUUGCAAGAGAGUUAUUUUUUUUCUGCACCUACUCCAGCUUGUUAAGGUGUUAGAGGCCAAACUAAAUUUCCAAUAGGAACCACAUGUGUUUCUUGAAUCUUUUAUUUAAUAACAGAAUUAUUGUAUAGUUUUUCUAUAAUUUGCUACCAAAAGAACUUUAAAAGGUAUUGCAGGUAAUAUACUCUGUCUGUGGGGUAAGUCCCUCCUGAGUUUGAAAUGAGGAGUUGCCAGCAAUGCUAUGCUAACUGGCACAUGGAGAUGCAUUCUUGGAGAAGGCAGGGAAAGGUAGGUGGAGAAUGGGAACAUUCUCUUCUUUCCCUGUGGUUGAGAUAAACUUUCUUUCUAGCAGAGCAAAACAUAGGCUGCUGGUUUCAGCCUUUGAUUGUUUGUACCUAGAUUCCAUGUGUGGUAUUUAACCUUAAUUCCAGUUUGGUGCUUCUAGGCAGUUCCCUCACCAUCCCAGUGUUUAUUGCUGUAACACUGGCAGCGAUGUGUGCUUCUGGAAAAGGUCACCAAUUCUGUUUUCUAGCUAGAAUCUUCUAGAGGAAUGGAAAUAGGAGGCAAACUCAAUGUGGAAAAUUGGUAUGAAUAAAGUCUACUGGAGUAGUUGUCAGAGAACAGAAUAAAGUCUAGUUGUCAGAGAACAGGGUAAAGGGAAAGGGGGUUGAGACUUUCUCAAAGGAAAGAUUUCUCAGUCCUUAAAACAAAAAGGUAGAAUAUUAGCCUGCAAAUGUAGAAGUGAUGCUGCCUCUCAAGUGUGAAUGUGAGUAUUUGUGUAUGCUUGUGGUUUUUUAACUGAACCCAUUUCAUCAUUAUGCUUCAUCAUAGCUCUGGAUGUCAAAGUUUUGUAGGUCUGGUGUUCUGUAAGAGUUUCAGGGGAAUAACAGAAUUAUUUUUCAUCUGAUAUUAGCUUCGUACUCAAAGGAGUAUGGUCAGAAAUAACUGAAACUUUCUGAUCUAUUCUAGCUUCCAGUUUUCUCUGCAUCACAUGACCCUAAAUAUUGUCAAGUUUUUCAGUUACCUAAAACUCUGGACUGUAACAACACAGAUACUUCCCCUGGCAGCAUUACUUUUCAUUGCUUUAGGUUUUAGAGACAGAUGUUGGACCACAGCCCUUGUCCUGGGUGUUGUAGUAAGGUUCUUACUACAUGUGACCAGGUCUGCAGACUGAGGAUAUGGCAUUAUGUCAGAAAUAGGAUUAAGUCUUCUUUUGAGGAGGGAUGGGUGAAUGGAUGGUAUUUGAUACUGUCCUAGAGUCUUAAGGGGUAAAAAAUAUUAAUUAUGGCUAGUUAGGUAAACUGGUGAGAAGAUUAUGAGGAACUGUAAUAAAACCGAAUCUUGGUGAUGAAAUCGCUGCAGUAGCGAUUGCAUGAGUUUUCUCCUCCCUCUUUGAGGGAACUGAAAUCAUAUCCUGUAUAUGGGAACAAUCAUGCAGAUUUUUAGGAGUUGAAUGGUGUAUGCAAAGACCAGAAAAACAAAAGUUAUGGGGAAGACAUACUUGAAUAGUAGAGAGCAUUAAUUGUGACCUGUAUCUUACCCAGAACAGGAAAGAAUGACUCAUAAGCCUGCUGUGACUUGCUUUCCAUGCUUGUGGCAGGAGGUGUGCUUUCAAAUUUGCAUUAAAAUCUCUUAACUGUGUGGCAAAAGUGGUUUAAUAUAAAUAGCUUUUUCCCUUCACCCACUUCUUUCAGUCUUGUCAACCUUCAGAGAAGCAGUUUUGGAUGAUGUACUGUGGCCAGUAGAAAUAGUAGGGCUUGUUCCGCUCUAAACUUGCUGCUGUAUCCCCUUAGCAGUUAUUAAAUGCUUCACUAGUAACCUUGUCAAAGAAGAGGGUCAAAAUAAGAUUUGGACUUAAGACUUACAUCCAGGCUGGUGAAACUAGGACUUGUGCAGGUAGUAACUCAUUUUUAGCAAGUGAUCAUUUAGGACUUGUUCAGACACUUGUGAUACAAGCACAGUUGCUUUAAUAUGACAGAUCCCUGACAGGUGUUCCAAAAGUAUUUACUUACUUUUUCAGGCAAACAGUACAAAUUAAGCCUGCUAUUCACUCCUAACAUACAUCUUGUGUAUUGCCUGAUAAGUCUCUGCUUGCAGUAAUCUACUGUUUCAAAAGAACUGAGUGUAUUUAGAAGUUGCACCUUUAUUCUUGGGUGGUAGGUGAAGAAAGGCUCUCAUCCUGCUUAGGUAUUUGGUGUUGUAAUUCUUAUUUGCUCAAGAAACGCUCCAUCUGUGUUCAGAGAGACUCAUUUUUGUUGGGUUUUUUUUUAGUACCAUGGUUUUAUUGGAUCUGUCCCUUUUGGUGGUGUUUUGGUCGUAACGCUUUGGGGAACUGCUAUAGAGGAGGAUUAUAAUUAGACAUCCAGCUCAGUAUUUUUAUAAGUCUAAUUAGAAAGAUGGGUAAAACAUGGUGGGAUUGUAUCCAUAUGCUACAGUCUUCUACAGUAAAAGUAAGCUGGUAAAGAGUUACAGUAAAGAUGUCAGUGUAUCAAACUUAAAGGAAUGACACGGAAUGAGUCCUAGAGAUCCCAAAGGUCAUGGUCCAAAGACCAUAUUAUUGUGAGACAUAUCACUGUAUUUGCCUUCAGAAAGUAUAUCAGUUUCUAUUAUCUAGAUUCGAACUUAAUUUUCAAGAGGUUGAUUAAGGGACAGGAAAGAAAUCAUAAUUCUCGUAGUUAACUUCCUAAUUGAAGCAAAACUGACAACACUUUUGGGCUGUAUGCUGGAGUUGAGUAAUAAUCCCUUGCCCUUCAUUUUAUUAGAAGGCGUAUUUGUGGCUAACUGAAAUCUUAGUUUGUGUGAGAAUUCUAGUGACUUAUUUGGGGACAAGAAAACCCAACAGACUUAACUGAUGAAAAAUUUGGAAAACUCUAUCUGUGAAACUGUAUAGGGGUUUUUGUAAUCGGUAUAAAACCACCAGAUUUCAUACCAACCUUCUCUCUGGCCUAGUAUAAUUUUGCAGUAAGGCUCAGCCUAACACUGACAGGGGACUCUGCUGACAGUCAAAAUUUCAGGGCCAGCAGUUGAGAUCCCUGGCUCCCUGUCUUCUGUCAUCAUAUUUGAAGUGUCUACUUGUGGUUGUGUUUUAAUGAUACGACCUUUAGUUUACAUGGAACAGCCACUUGCAGUGGUAAAGGACCCUGCACAUAGAGGUAAAAAUAGACUGAAGGUGAGCCAUUUGCCUGACUCGGUGGGUGUCUCUUCCUUAAAACAUUGUUAACAGGAGCAGUUUACAGGACUAUCUGGAAUGACUGUAGUGACCCCAUGGGAGUAUUGUGGAAUGUGAUGAAAAAAGACAGCUUUUAGUACUGGUUAUAGGUACAAAAAAAAAAAAUAGUCUGUUAAGCAUUUCUUUCAGGUAUGAGAUUGAAUGGUUACAUCUGUGAUGUGUAUUUUGAUCUUCUGCAAAUCUGAACUCCUGUAAAUUCUUUAACAUGCUUUUGUUUUUAACUUUCGUAAAGGUCAUAAUGGUUUCCAUUCCUGAAUUCUAUGAAGGAAAGAAUGUCCUCCUGACAGGAGCUACAGGCUUCAUGGGAAAAGUGCUUCUGGAAAAGCUACUGAGAUCCUGUCCUAAAGUGAAAGCAGUGUAUGUACUGGUAAGAAACAAAGCAGGGCAGACACCUGAAGCACGAAUAGAAGAAAUUACCAGCUGUAAGCUCUUUGACAGGUUGAGAGAGGAGCAACCAGACUUCAAAGCAAAAAUAAUAGUAGUUAUGAGUGAACUUACGCAGCCUGACCUGGAUCUUAGUGAACCAAUCAAGGAAAAACUUAUAGAGUGCAUUAAUAUUGUAUUUCAUUAUGCUGCUACAAUCAGAUUCAAUGAAACACUAAGAGAUGCUGUUCAGCUAAAUGUGAUUGCCACACAACAGCUCCUCUUCCUGGCACAGCGAAUGAAGAAUCUGGAAGUGUUUGUGCACGUUUCGACUGCUUACGCGUAUUGCAAUCGGCAGGUGAUCGAGGAAGUCGUUUACCCGCCUCCUGUUGAUCCCAAGAAACUCAUAGAUUCUCUUGAGUGGAUGGAUGAUGACAUAGUGAGUGAUAUUACUCCUAAACUGUUGGGCAACAGACCCAAUACUUACAUCUAUACAAAAGCCUUAGCUGAAUCUGUAGUGCAGCAAGAAGCAUCAAAGUUAAACAUUGCCAUUGUGAGGCCGUCCAUCGUUGGUGCGAGCUGGAAGGAGCCUUUUCCUGGCUGGAUUGAUAACUUCAAUGGACCUAGUGGUAUCUUCAUUGCUGCAGGAAAAGGAAUUCUUCGAACAAUGAGAGCUACCAACGAUGCAGUAGCAGAUCUUAUUCCAGUAGAUGUUGUUAUCAAUGCUACACUGGCUGCAGCCUGGUAUUCUGGAGUUCACAGACCAAGAAAACUCAUGGUGUAUAAUUGUACAACAGGUGGCAUCAACGCUUUCCACUGGAGUGAAGUUGAAUACCAUGUAAUUUCUACUUUCAAGAGGAAUCCUCUCGAACAGGCCUUCAGACGGCCCAAUGUAAAUCUAACUUCCAAUCACCUUUUAUAUCAUUACUGGAUUGCUGUAAGCCAUAAGGCCCCAGCAUUCCUGUAUGAUACCUACCUCAGGAUUACUGGAAGAAGCCCAAGGAUGAUGAAAACAAUAACACGUCUUCAUAAGGCCAUGAUGUUGUUAGAAUACUUUACAAGCCAUUCUUGGACCUGGAAUAAUGAAAAUAUGACUAUGCUGAUGAACCAGCUAAACCCUGAUGACAAAAAGAUGUUUAAUUUUGAUGUUCGACAACUACACUGGGCAGAAUACAUGGAAAAUUACUGCAUGGGAACAAAGAAAUAUGUGCUGAAUGAAGAAAUGUCAGGCAUCCCUGCAGCUAGGAAACACUUGAAUAAGUUAAGGAACAUCCGCUAUGGCUUCAACACAAUCCUGGUGAUCCUGAUCUGGCGCAUCUUCAUCGCGAGGUCGCAGAUGGCGAGAAACAUCUGGUACUUCGUGGUUAGUCUGUGUUACAAGUUCCUCUCCUACUUCAGAGCCUCCAGUACUAUGAGAUACUGAAAAAGAGAAAUUUAGCAUUAGGACAUCUAUGCAUAUGGUGGUCUAACUGCACAAAACCUGUAACAUGUAGUCAUCUCACAUUUUGUAAAAGCAUAAUUUCAUCUUUUAAUUGGAGUGCGAAAUAAACGGUAUGGUAUCUGUAAUGUUAGUUGUGUACCUUCCUGGAAACAGAGGAAAUGAAAUGGUCAAGUGCCAGGUUGAAUUGGCAUUAGACAAGCAUUUGGGUAACUUUAACUCUUUGGCCUGGGGAAAACAUAUUAGACCACUGACCAACAUAACUGUGCAAUUUGGAACGUGUUUGAUUGAAAUCUGCCUUAACAUGAUUUUUUUUUUUCUUUUAAGUUUUACUCCACAUUGAGCAAGAUAAAUAUUGACUUAGUAGAUACUAGAUGCUGUAGACCUAUUUAUUUGAAAUUCUUCUAAAUUACAAAGGGUUUUGCAAGUUGAAAAAGUGUAUAAAUGAUGGUGGAUCUCCUGAAAUAAAAAUUGAGGACUUUCGUAAUUUGUCUUUACGUUUUGCCACUUCUUCCCUUCUCCUCAAAGUAGGGGUGCAACAAUGGUGCCUCCUUUGCUUUAAAAGAAAAAAGAAAUUAAAAAGUGAACCAACCUUCUUUAUUUACUGAAGGGCCUUUUGUACAAUCCGGGCCUCAGAAUGCACUUGGUGAUUCAGUUCUAUGCUUGAAACUGGCUGUGUCCAACUUGCAUUUAUGUUGGCAUGAACAGUUUGCUUCUCUGAAAGCAGAAUUGAUUCUAUCAUUGAGCAGAUAAAAGGAAAUGUAACCCUGAGGGGCGCAAAUAAAGUCAUUGACUGUCCUCUUUUUAAUGAUUUUUUUUAUUGGGAACACAGAGCCAGCACUUGAUUGUUACACUUCUGACUUCAAAGGGUAAAUAUAAUGGAAAGCAAUUUAUUAUGCUUAGUUGCUAUUUAUAUUACUGGUAAUAGUAGCUGGAAAACUAUAGACUUUCAUUAAGAGAUAUACCUGUUUUUAAGUCGUAAGCAAUGUUAGCAAAUACUUUAUGAAUUAACAAUUUUUUUAAAUCUUUGAGCUAUGAAAUUUGAUGCAUGGACAACACCAAUGCUCAAGCACACUUUCCAUCCCUGCCCUAGUGAACCUCAUCAUACUGGGCAAGCAGAGUAAGAUGCACCUUGCUUCAAAAUGAAUAGAUGUUAACAGUUCUUCCAUCCGUCUUUUAACUUAAAUUAUCAGGUUUAAAUCUGAAGAAAUCUGGGGGUUUUUUUUCUGCAUGUUACUUUGUUUCAGUAGGGAAAACGUCUGUAAAAAUGGCAAGUUGUAAGAAAAGAUUGAAUCCUUGUUUCUUUAAUCCAAGGCAAUACAUGAAGUUCCCUUUAAAUUUUGGUUGCACAGCAUUUGGUUUGAGAACACUGUAGUGUUCCUCUAAUUGAUGCACUGUCCAGCACCCUUGCCCAGUAUUUGUUCAUUAAAAUCACUUUAUACUGAUGAAUUUGUUCUUGAAUCUGCCUGGAAAGGCAAAUAAUGAACUUAAUUACACAAGAACUACAUUAUGCUUGCCCUUGGUAGCUUUUUGUCCUAUUUGAAUUAAAUAUAUAAAGAACUUAUUUUGCUAUUUUUCUGAAAACUCUUACUUUAAAGAGAACACCUUUCCUGCAGGUGUAUAUCUCAUUUUGAAAAGAUAAUGGCUUCCUUGUUGAAGCUAAAUAUUCUGUAGUAAGUAGUUAAGCUGUAAUUCCUUUUUAAAAUGACCUGUGUAUAUAUAAAGCUAGUGGUGAAAAGCCUAAAUGGUCUAGGACCACACCUUGUGUGAGAGACCUCUGAUUGUGGCUGAAAAUAAAGUAAGGCUUCUGUGCUUGAAGAUGUUACACUUUAACAAAUACAUUAGGUGUAUUACAGUUUUAGUUGCCUCCCCAAGUAUCUUACUAGCCCUGGAAGUAUGCUUAAGCAUUCCUGAAUUGUAGACUUUUUUCAGAGGUGCUUACUGUCCAAUUACACCCCUUGUCCCAUGAUGGCACGUGGCUGAAGUUUGCAAAAGACAAGUACAUCAUAUUGUGGAAGUUAUUCUGUGAAACAAUUCUUAUGAAAACUUAUGAAUUUUGGUUGUUUAUAAACAUUAUGAUAUGAUACUUUUAAUGUUGAUUUGUUAAUACUGAGAACUAUGAAGCCAAUGAACUGCUUAUUUCUGGUCUAAAACACUGCUUAGAAAUCUAGUCUUUUGAAUAAGUAACAAAGAGAAGGAUUACUUUAAACAUAAGGAUAUUUAACCUCUACUCUUUAAAUAUUUGCCAAUUUAGAAACCCAUUUUUUCCCCUUUUUGGAGACUGUUGUUCUGUGCCCUGUUGGUAUCUUACACGAUUUCAUCAGUCAUCCUAUUUAGCUGCCAGUAGAUUCAGUGUCACAUUUAUUACACUGGUUUUGUCACUUCCUGUGGUCAGUCUGUGAAAUUCUAUCUGAAGCUCUUGGUUUUUUCCCAUAUCAGGGCCUUGUCCUCUUGCAGUUCUUCACACAGUGUUUGCACAUAAUGGAUGUUGGUCAAAAAUAUACUGGAACUAUAUUUUGGUACAUGGAGCUCGACUCACUGUUUUGACUUGCAAGUUACAGGAGGGGUAUCAGUUGGUUAAUAGGAAGAAGAUCAGACUGAAACAACAUUAUCACUUAACUGUUACUGGUAUUUAAAUUUGGGACCAGGAAAAAAAAAAUUACAUUUUCCUGUAAUGUUCUUCUCUGCUGUAGGAACAUGUUUGGAAACAAAUGCUAAAUCUGUGAGCUUUUAUAAGACAUAAACAGAAAUAUUGGGUGCCUUUGUUUGUAAACCAAAAAUAAACAAAUCCCUUGAAAGUGUU
Molecule: messenger RNA, 8262 nt
Organism: Pipra filicauda (Wire-tailed manakin)
Lineage: Eukaryota; Metazoa; Chordata; Aves; Passeriformes; Pipridae
Gene: FAR1
Product: fatty acyl-CoA reductase 1
Exons: 11
Coding region: 3864-5444 (526 amino acids)
Biological process (GO): long-chain fatty-acyl-CoA metabolic process
Cellular component (GO): peroxisome
Molecular function (GO): alcohol-forming very long-chain fatty acyl-CoA reductase (NADP+) activity
Source: RefSeq, a predicted model, not a curated record